Messenger RNA from Linum trigynum, 2786 nucleotides. The record is from the annotation of a GenBank genome assembly. NCBI's taxonomy places the organism in Eukaryota, Viridiplantae, Streptophyta, Magnoliopsida, Malpighiales, Linaceae.
UUCCAGUUCAUCACCCGCCUGGCCGCCUCAGCUUUAUCUCCUCUCCCGCAAUCCAGUCCUCCAAAUCCAAAUCCCUAAUAUCAUUCCCGUCUAAUCUCGACUUCAUCUUCCCCAGCUCUCUAUCUCAGUUAAGAUAUUGUGAUUCUCUGGCUGUUUCAUGCUUCCACUGCAGGCCUGUAAGUUUCCAAAAUUCGCAGCUGUGGGUUUUACCGGGAAAGUAGCGUAGAAUUGGAGAUUCGGUCAAAAUCGGCGACGUGCUAAAAUAUCACCGGCCAGCUCCGAUCAAUCCGGGCAGAUUAUUUGCUACGCUUCUCUCCCCCAUAUUCCUAGGGUUACGUAUCGUCUCUCUCUAUCCAAAUUCCAAAUUGUCGCUUCCCUCCAUCUCUCCCCUCUCGCCGGUCGGUGCAUUUUCCCGGAAAAUUUCGUAUUUUCCGAAAACAAACCCGACCCGCGACUGAUUCCCCCGUCCGAUUCCUCUGGAUUACUCUUCCCCCGAUUUUGAUUUCUCUUCCUCUCGAAGAUUGAUUUGAUUGAUCGGAAUAUCUAUUUGCUUUGGGUUGACAUUGCUUUGGCAAUCGUCAAACUUUUCAGGUUUUUCUUUUGAUUAUCUUUGUCGAUUGGGUUUUCUUUCCUGUGAUUCGCUUUCUCUGUUCUGGUGGCUUGCAAAUUGGGAAACGAAUAAGCGGUGCAUAAGCUAUAAGUUUUGAUUUUGUUGCAGGGAGCUUGGAAGAAGAGAGAAGGCGGGAAUCGCCGGCCAAUUGUUAUUACAUGGCGAGUCAAGGCGGCUCUUCGAGGAAAAGUUCGACGUUCUCUAGCGCCCCUGUCAACGGCCGGAGGAACUCCAGCGCUGACAUGGGAGCAGCUGGUGACCGGUCGCGAAAAUCAUUCGUCAUUUCUCGUCCUGUGGGUUUAACUGGAGAGCGGACUGUAAAGCGAUUGCGGUUGUCAAAGGCUUUAACGGUACCUGAAAGUACAAGUAUAUAUGAUGCCUGCCGGCGAAUGGCUGCUCGAAGAGUUGAUGCCUUGUUGCUAACUGAUUCAAAUGCAUUACUCUGUGGAAUCCUUACGGACAAGGACAUAGCAACAAGGGUCAUUGCACGGGAGAUCAAUCUUGAGGAGACUCCAGUUUCUAAAGUAAUGACCAGGAACCCUGUUUUUGUUCUCUCUGACACUCUGGCUGUGGAAGCUUUGCAGAAAAUGGUACAAGGGAAAUUCAGACAUUUGCCUGUUGUAGACAACGGGGAGGUCGUCGCCUUACUUGAUAUAGCCAAGUGUUUGUAUGAUGCUAUUGCUCGUAUGGAAAGGGCUGCUGAAAAGGGGAAGGCAAUUGCUGCAGCUGUUGAAGGUGUCGAAAAAAAUUGGGGUCCUUCUGUUUCUGGACAAAAUUCUUUCAUCGAGACGCUUCGGGAACGGAUGUUCAGGCCUUCCUUAUCGACAAUAGUUCCAGAGAAUUCAAAGGUUGUAACAGUUUCACCAACUGAAACAGUUUUGGCAGUGACAAAGAAGAUGCUUGAAUCUCGGUCAAGCUGUGCUGUGGUUAUAGUUGAUGAUAAACCACGGGGAAUUCUUACUUCAAAAGACAUCUUGAUGCGGGUGAUAGCACAAAACCAUGCCCCAGAUUCCAUGCUUGUUGAAAAGGUCAUGACGCCUAAUCCCGAGUGUGCUACGACUGAUACACCAAUUGUUGAUGCUUUACAUACUAUGCACGACGGAAAGUUUUUGCACCUUCCUGUUGUGGAUAAGGAUGGUGUUGUAGUUGCCGUUGUAGAUGUGAUUCACAUAACUCAUGCUGCCGUGGCCACAGUUGGAAAUGCCGGGGCAGUAAAUAAUGAGGCCACGAGCACAAUGAUGCAGAAGUUUUGGGAUUCUGCUAUGGCAUUAAGUCCUCAUGAUGAUGAUGAUGAAUCUCGAAGUGAGGGAUCCUUGAAAAUGAAUUCCGAAGGAACAGAGUCAGGGAGAACCCUUCCCCAUCCAUCAUCGUUGGUACCAAAUACAUUUUCUUUCAAGAUUGAAGAUAAAAGAGGGAGGAUGCACAGAUUUACAUGUGAGACUCGAAGUUUGACGGAUCUAAUAACAGCAAUUCUUCAACGACUUGGGAACGAUAUUGACCGCAAUAACUUGCCUCAAAUUUUGUAUGAAGAUGAAGACCAUGACAAAGUUGUUAUCGAGUGCGACAAUGAUCUAUCAACCGCCGUAGAGCAUGCAAGAGUGACCGGUUUAAAGGGUUUGAAAUUGCAUCUAGACUAUUCGGGAGUUAGGGGUCACAGAAGAGGGACGGAGAGGCAACAGUCUAGUUCAGGAAGUUUAGAUUAUGCACAAGGAGAUGCGUGGGCAUCGGCUUAUAGCACAGUGGCAGCAGGUGCAGCAUUGGUCGCUGGGCUAGGGUUUUUCGCAUAUUUGAAGAGAUCCGGUAAUUGAUACACACGCUUGCCUGGUAAAAUAUUUUGUAUUUAGUUGAGUCAGCUCUGUGUACUCUGAAUCUUGAACUAGACUGAAGUUGAAGGCAAUACUACUUUGAGGGUUUUUGUAGCCAUAUAUUGGCUCAUGAAAACAAUGAGAAGUUGUGUACAGAGAAUGAAAACAAUGAGCCUGGUGGUUCCACUUGUUUUUAUGUGCUAGUGGUAGUGAGUUGGCAUUCUCAGAUUUUGUAUGGUUUUGUUUUGUCAACUCAUUGCGUGAACUGUGAAGACUGAAGAGGAUAGUACCUGCGGAGGGAAAGAAGUUAAGUGUUUCUAGAUCGAAUCGUUCUUUUUUGUUGUUCAACAAAACAAAGUAUUUAUUCUGUU